AUGACAGCAGCAGCAAAACUCGAAGAUCGAUCCGGUCAACCGAUUACUGAAGCCGAGAGAAAAACGAUUGAAGAAGUUCGGAAAAGGUUCGAUAAUUCACAAAAAACGGGAGAGAGGGAGGGGCUCUAAAUACUUUUUUUGACAUAAAAAGUUCCCUACAUUCCUCUCCCAUUUGAUAUCAAUCAAUAUUUUCUUCCAGAAUAACCGAUUCUCUCCCUGAAGGAAUUCCAUCAGACAUCGACACUGAUAUCAAUUUAUGUCGAUGGAUUCGUGGAUACAAAGGAGAUCAAAUAAAACUUGUUGACAACUUCAAACAUUAUAUUGCAUCAAGAAAAGCGGCUGGAUUUGUAGGAGAAGAUUUUGCGGAAAAGUUUUUCGAGAUGGAUGAAAUCGAGCCAUUUUUGAAAUGGAUCGCAUCUUCGAGACUGCAAGAUCGACAAUGGUCGGAAGAAUUGAAUGCGUAUUUGUUUGUGGAAAGAGCAUGGUCUCAACCGAGAGAGGUUAAUUUCAAUUCACGAAAAAACCACUCUAAAGCUUUUAAAAUUUCUAUAACAAUUAAAAUCUUUAUUUUCAGUUCAUCAAAACAUUCAAAACUAGUGAUUAUUUAUUACAUUGUUUCGGAUAUUCUGAAAUGCUCCAACAAUUGAUUCUAAGGUAAUUUUUCCCCAAAAAUAACAUCCAAUUCUAAUUUAUCCAUCUCCUAGGCGCGAGAAAAAUCAAUCACCAGAAAAAGGGCCAGUUCAAACAAUAGUCAUAUUUGAUCUGAGCACAGUAAACAUCACAGAUUAUGUGAAUCCAAUGUCUGGUUAUAUGAAACUUUGGCAAAUUCGAAGUGAACUUUGGCAAAAUUGGUAUCCGGAAAUGGUGCAACGAAUUUAUUUGGUGAAUCCGCCGAGACUUAUUAAUCUUUUAUGGAAAGUUGCAAGAGUGUUUUUAUCCGAGGAGAAUUUGAAGCGAAUUGAAAUUGUUGGAAAUAUGCCAGAUUUGGCGAAUAAACAUUUACCGAGAUGGUUUGUUCCCAAAGAAUAUGGAGGUUAGAUUUUUGGCUUUUGAGAAAAUUGACGGCUCGAAAAAUUGUUGAUUUGAAGAAAUUUUUGGAAUUCAGAAUUACUGUUCAAAAAAUGAAUUUUAGAAAUAAAAAUAAACGCUCAAAAAUAAGUCCCCAAUUUUUUAAUUGAAAUUUUAAAUUACUGUUUUGGAAAAAGUUUAAAAGCUCGACAAGACAAAUAUUAUGACGUGGCAAAGUUUUAGUUAUUAGGGUUGAAGAAUGUCAAUGCUUAUUUUGAAUAAAAAAAUCAAAGAAUAUACAGUAAUACAUGUUUAUGAACUUGGUUCAUGAAAUAAUGAUUCUGAUUGAAAUAUUUCAAAAAAAAGACAAAGUUUUUCGAAAUCUUUCAAAUCAGCUUUAAAAAUUUUCAAAAUCAACCAAAACAUUUUUGCAGGUGAUUUUGUGAAUACAACUCCACCAGGCGAUGAAACCGGCGUAUCAAUUCGUCAAAAAAUCACUAAUAAAGAUCAUUAUAUUCCACAUUUGCAUUAUAAAGCGAACGGUUUACUCGAUCGACCAAAAUCUAGUCACAAAGAUAUUUCCCCAAACACACCAUUUGUUGUCAAUAUUCAAGUUGGUGAAGGAAAAAGUCUGCUGUGGGAUUUUACAGUAAGCGGAGAGGUCGAAUUUUGUAUCUCUAGGAAUAAGGUGAGGUUUUUACUUGUUUAUUUUUGAUUAUGGGGGUCAACAUCUUCAGAAUCAUACCAUGAGAGACGUGUCUAAAGUGAGCAAUUGUCCGAGUACGCCCGCGUUCACAAGGUCACGGGUUCAGGUUUUCUUAACUAAGAAUUUAAAUUUUGGAACACUCUCUACAGAUGUGUUUCUGUCAUUCAGAAACUUCCAAUGAUCUCAAAUUUCUUUCAAAAAAUCCAAUUUCCAGAACCCAAAUGAUCUUGUGUAUCCUCGUCUGCAUUUGGUCACAAAUAAAUUGAAUGAAGAAGGAGUUUUGAAGAAAUUGAGAGAAGGCGAAUAUUCGCUCGAAUUUUUCAAUACUUCCGGAUAUUUUACAUUGAAAUUGGAAUAUACAAUUGCUGUUGUUUAA
Messenger RNA from Caenorhabditis angaria, 2090 nucleotides. The record is from the annotation of a GenBank genome assembly. Lineage: Eukaryota; Metazoa; Nematoda; Chromadorea; Rhabditida; Rhabditidae.